Venustampulla echinocandica is the source of this 1311-nucleotide messenger RNA. RefSeq lists its product as uncharacterized. Lineage: Eukaryota; Fungi; Ascomycota; Leotiomycetes; Helotiales; Pleuroascaceae. Gene Ontology annotation, molecular function: NAD+ binding; prephenate dehydrogenase (NADP+) activity; prephenate dehydrogenase (NAD+) activity. The record is from RefSeq and is a predicted model, not a curated record. The transcript is spliced from 5 exons. Gene Ontology annotation, biological process: L-tyrosine biosynthetic process. The coding region runs from base 1 to 1311 and encodes 436 amino acids.
AUGGCUCCCAAAGACCUUGCUAAGACCAUGAAUGGAUUCGCCAUUGGCAUCAUUGGGAUGGGCGAUAUGGGGAAGAUGUAUGCUCGGAGGCUCAGCGAUGCUGGAUGGAGGGUCAAUGCUUGUGACACAGAGGAGAAAUACCAGAGCCUGUGUGAGGAAUUUGCAAAUAGAAAGCAAAUAAAAAUAUUCCCAAAUGGACAUCUUGUUUCCCGGGCAAGCGACUACAUCAUCUAUAGCGUGGAGGCGGCGUCGAUUGAUAAAGUUGUUGCACUCUACGGACCAUCUACAAAACAACAUGCUAUAGUUGGUGGCCAAACUUCGUGCAAGGCUCCAGAGAUUUCGGCCUUCGAAAAACAUCUCCCUGAGGAUGUCGACAUUGUUUCUUGCCACUCCCUUCAUGGCCCAAGCGUUGAUCCUCGUGGCCAGCCAUUGGUCAUGAUUAAACACCGAGCUUCCCAAGAGAACUUCGACAAGGUUGAAUACGCUCUUUCCUGCCUGGGCUCAACUCACGUCCACCUCUCGGCCGCACAACAUGACAAGAUUACAGCAGACACGCAGGCUGUGACCCACGCCGCCUUCCUCAGUAUGGGGAAAGCCUGGCAUGCCAACUCUCAAUUUCCUUGGGAAAUUGACCGCUAUGUUGGCGGCAUUGAAAACGUGAAGAUAAACCUAACAUUGAGAAUCUAUUCCCAGAAAUGGCACGUGUACGCAGGGCUUGCCAUCCUCAAUCCUUAUGCCAAAAAACAGAUUCGUCAAUAUGCACAGUCUGUUACAGACUUAUACAAGCUGAUGCUUGGCGGGCAUCGUAAGGAGCUCGAGAGGAGGAUCAAGAAAGCAGGUGCUGCGGUCUUCGGCGACCAAAAAUGGGAAGGCGAGCUGCUUCUCAAGGACGAGGUUCUGGAUCGCUUUUCGCUGGGCAAAAAGCCCGAGAAGCCUGUACCGAAUAACCAUUUGAGUCUACUGGCAAUGGUGGAUUGUUGGUCGCAGUUGGGUAUCGUCCCUUACGACCACAUGAUAUGCUCCACGCCAUUAUUCCGCCUCUGGCUUGGUGUGACAGAAUACUUGUUCCGUAAACCAACCCUGCUGGAUGAAGUCAUUCGCGUUGCACUUGAAGACGACACUUUCCGGUCAGAUGAUUUAGAGUUUACGUUCGCUGCUAGAGGCUGGUCUGAUUGUGUUACAUUUGGGGAUUUUGAGUCCUGGAAGGAUCGCUUUCAGAGCACGCAGAAGUUCUUUGAGCCUAGAUUUGCAGAUGCAACGAAGGUGGGCAAUGAGAUGAUGAAAACUAUCCUGGAAAAUACUGCUAGGUAG